Nerophis lumbriciformis (worm pipefish) is the source of this 3254-nucleotide messenger RNA. RefSeq names its product ankyrin repeat domain 24 (gene ankrd24). The record is from RefSeq and is a predicted model, not a curated record. NCBI's taxonomy places the organism in Eukaryota, Metazoa, Chordata, Actinopteri, Syngnathiformes, Syngnathidae. Gene Ontology annotation, molecular function: actin binding.
AUGGAUCCUGAGAAGCCUGUUCUUAGCCUGAUGAAGAGCUUUUUUACUUGUCUCAACCUACAGCCACUCCCAAGCCAGGACUGGUGCAAGAGUGACGAGAGACUCCUCCGGGCUGUGGAGCAGAACGAUGCCGACAAAGUGUCCGCCCUCAUCCUUAAAAAAGGCCUCUGUCCCACCAAGCUGGAUGCUGAGGGCAAGUCUGCGUUCCACCUGUCUGUGUCUCGAGGGCGGAUGGACUGUCUGGAGGUCAUCAUCUCUCACGGGGCAGACCUCGGUGCCACGGACGGUGCCGGUUUCGGCGGCCUUCACCUGGCGGCCAAAAAUGGACAAAGCGAGUGUUUAAAGAGACUUUUACAGGAGAGACUGGAAGUAGAUUGCACCGACACCAUUGGGAGGACGCCCCUCCAUCAUGCAGCGGUCAGCGGCUGUUUGUCCUGUACCGAGAUCCUGUGGGACUUCAAAGCUCAUCUCGACGUCCAGGACGGGGACGGAGCCACCGCCCUCAUCCUUGCAGCCCAGAUGAGCCGAGAGGAGAUGUGUGCCUUUCUGCUGGAGCGAGGUGCCAAGGCAAACAUGCAGGACAAGCAGGGCAGGACCGCGUUGAUGUUGGCCUGCGAGAGCGACAGCGCGGACACGGUGGCGGCCCUGCUGAGGGGCGGGGCUAACACGCAGCUGGUCGACGCCCUCGGGAAGGGAGCGGCCGAAUACGCGGCCGCCAGCCAUCGCAUCGGGCACAUGUUGGAGAAUGGGGCACCCCCAGUAGCUUCUGAGGGUACAGGCGAGGAGAGCCUGCACAACCACUCGGGGUCCUCACAGGGGGGGACCAGCCCACGCAAAAGGAAAGCCCCUCCUCCACCACGCACUCCACUCCAGGGUUUUCCGCCCAGCCCGCACCCGCGUAGUCCCGCUCCCAGCGCCCAGUCGCCUGAGCCCUUCACUCCCUCUCCUCCGCCUCCAGGACCGCAUCAGGUGGAAGACGAGGAGGUGUUUGAGGAGAUCCGUCGUCUACGCCUGGAGAGAGGCCGUCUCCUCCAGAGGAUCAAAGCCUUGGAGCAGCAGCAACAGAGCGCCCUCUCUGCCCUGGGGGAGUUGUCCGCACUCAAGCGGCGCCUGAAGGAGGCAGAGGCGGAGCGGGACAAGUUGAUCGAGGAGCGGAAGGGAGUCAACGGCGUGGACGCCAGCGACUCUGAGGACCUGGACGACAUGUUCUCAGAGAGGUUGCUCUCCAAGCGCUCCAGAGCCUCACCCGGCCCAGACCAGGCCUCCUCGGAAGCAGCCGUGGAAGAAUUGCACAAACAAAUAGAGGAGCUGGCCUCUCAGAACGCUGAGCUGGUCCUCAAAGUGCAGGUGAUGGAGAUGUUUGAGAAGGACGACACCGACAUGCAGAACCCGGGCCCAGAGUUUGUACCCUUAGUCCAGUAUGAGGGCAUCAGGAAGGAGUUGGAGGCCCUGCAGGAGCGCUUGACCCAGGCCCAGACGUCCAAUAGGGCGUCCAGUGUGCCACAGGAACACGCAGAGAGUCGGGAGGUUCUCCAGGAGCAGCUGCAUGGCCUCCAGGAGCAGCUGGCCUCCUCCCAGUCCGAGCUGGAGCAGCUCAAGGAGCAAAUGCAUCUGGGGGUGUUCUCUGUGGACUGUGCCGAAGGAGACCCCAACCCAGAGGCCCGGCAGCUGAAGGCGAGGGUGGCCGAGCUGGAGGAGGAGCUUGCAAAGAGGCGGGCCGAGGCGGUCGCACGGAACUCUCAGGACGCCGACACAAUCCGACAGCUGACGGAGCGAGUCCGGCGACUCGAAGCUGCGGACGGAGACGGAAAAGCUGCCGAGCUGGAGACGGCGGAGGGGGAGGAGCCGUCAGGAGACGCGGGACCGAAGGCAGAGCGGGUCCGUGGCCUCCAGGAGCGUGUGGGGGAGCUGGAGGGCGAGCUGAAGAAGUGUGUGCCGCGCUCCCACCUGGAGGAGGUGCAGGUGGCCCUGGGUCACCAGUGUGAGCAGCUGGCCAGGGAGAGAGCGGAGGUGGCCAGGAGGCUCAACGACGCCCUGCUGGAGCUGGAGAGAGUCAGGCCUCCUGCACAUGGCAAAGAUGAGGAGGAGGAGGAGGAGGAGGAGGAGGAGCACUCUGAAAGCUCCGAGCUCUCCGCCACAUCCCCGCGCUCCAGGCGAACCCUGACCUCAGUCCGAGAGGAACUGGAGGCGGCUCGCCAGGAAGCUGCCCAAGCCCUGGACUGUCUUUGUGCCGAGCGCGAGAGCCGCGCCCGGGACGACCUGCAGCUGAAGGACGCCGUGCCGCUCUCCGUGCACAAGGAGGCGCUGUCCGCCGUGUCGGAGCAGCUGGCUCAGAUCUUACAGGAGCUCCAGCAGGAGAAGACUCUGCGGACGGAGGCGGAGGAGCGUUCGGCCAGACUGGAGGCCAGGCUGGAGGUCAUGCAUGACGCCGUACCGAGGCAGGAGCACCAGAAAGUCAAGGAGGAGCUGGAGCGCUCCCUGCAGGCCAGUGAGAGAAGUGCGGCGGCAGCUGAGGAGGCCCUGAGUGACAAGGAGACGGAGCUGAGGGAGAUGAAGUCCCACAAGGCGGCGGAGCAAGGUCUCAUCUCCCAGGAGGACCACCAGGCCCUGCGCUUGUCCAUGCAGGCCGAGGUCAACGCCAUGAUGGCCCGCUUCAACGAUCUCACGCGCAAACACGAGAAGACCUGCACCGAGGUGUUCCAGGUGCAGAGGGAGGCUCUCUUUCACAAGAGCGAGCGGCAGGUCGCCGAGACGCAGCUGAGCGCCGUGCAGAGGCGCCUUCAAGAGCUGCAGUCCAAGUCCAGCCACGUCCAAGAACUGCACGACAACAUCCAAGAGUCCCAAGGCCUGGUCAAGGAGAAGGACCGCAAGAUCACGGACCUCUCCAAGGAGGUGUUCCGUCUGAAGGAGGCUCUGGGAGCGUUGUCUCCUCCUCUGGGCGUGGUCUCCUCCUCACACGGUAACCCUGGGCAACAGGUGGCGCUGCAGAACAGGCUGGCUAUACUCAACCAGCAGCUCCAGGACUGUGAGAGAAAACACAAGCAUGUGGUGGCUGUGUAUCGCUCCCACUUACUGGCAGCUGUGCAGGGUCGUAUGGACGAAGAGGUGCAAGGUCUGCUGCUGCAGAUCCUGAGGAUGACCCAGCAGGGUCAUUGAGCUGAUUACCAGGUCACCUGACCAAGCAAACACAAGCUGAGGAUGAUCAUCAAGUCAUGCACACGCUGUGCGCCCCCUAGUGGCUGGGAGUAGCAUCA